Molecule: messenger RNA, 1102 nt
Organism: Aquila chrysaetos chrysaetos
Lineage: Eukaryota; Metazoa; Chordata; Aves; Accipitriformes; Accipitridae
Product: delta(3,5)-Delta(2,4)-dienoyl-CoA isomerase, mitochondrial-like
Exons: 6
Coding region: 342-857 (171 amino acids)
Cellular component (GO): mitochondrion
Molecular function (GO): delta(3,5)-delta(2,4)-dienoyl-CoA isomerase activity
Source: RefSeq, a predicted model, not a curated record
CCGGAUGCUGGGGUCUUUUCCCAGUACCCCGAGUGCCUCCUAGUCCUUCCUUAGUGGAUCCCAGUGGGUCCCACUCCUUCCCCAGUGCAUCCCAGUGCCCCCAGCCCUUCUCAAUUGGGUCCCAGUCCUUCCCCAGUGUGUCCCAGUGCCCCCAGCUCUUCUCCCACAACUCCCAGUCCCUCCCUGGGUAUUCCCACUCCUUCCCCAGUGCAUCCCAGUGCCCCCAGCCCUUCUCCAGUGGGUCCCUGCCCCUCCCCAGGGACUCCCAGUCCCUCCCCAGUGGGUCCCAGUGCCCCAGUGACAGGCUGGGUGCCGCAGCACUUCGGGUGCUGGCUCGGCUGAUGUUGGCGGAGACGGAAGAGUGGUGCUUGCCCGGCCACAGCUUUGAGAUGCUGCGGGUGAUGCUGGAGCAGGACCGCAUCCUGCACGUGGAGCUCCACCACCCUGAGAAGAGGAACGCCAUGAACAUGACGUUCUGGAGGGAGAUGGUAGAGUGCUUCCAGGAUAUUGGCCAGGACUUGUCCUGCCAUGCCAUUGUCAUCUCAGGUGCUGGGAAGAUUUUCACGGCUGUGCCCGAAGCCAGUGAUCACAGCAGUGCAUGGCACCUGCGUCGGCGCAGUCUCAUCAACAAACUGGCCUUCACCACCCACAAGAUAAUGGCCCCUGAAGCGCAGAGUUCCAGCUUGGUGAGCCCCUCUCUUGCCCGCAGCCGGGUGUUUGCCGAUAAGGAGACGCUGCUGCAGGGAGCCUUGGAAGUGGCCACUGCCAUCGCAGCCCGGAGCCCCGUGGCUGUGCAGGGCACCAAGGUGAACCUGCUCUGCUCACAGGACCACCCUGUUCCCAAGAGCCUCUGUUAGGUGGUGAGCGGUCCCCUCCCCUCCUGCCGGGACUCCCGGCCCCAAAAGGCUGCCACGCUCCCUCCCUCAUCGUCCCUGUUCCCCCUCCUUGACUGUGAUGACGUCCCUGUCUCCACACUGUUGCCAUCCCUGUGCCCGUCUUUGUCCCCUAGUGUCGUGGUUUAACCCCAGCCAGCAACUAAGCACCACGCAGCUGCUCACUCACUCCCCCCCACCCAGUGGGAUGGGGGAGAAAAUCGGGGAAA